CGCGCGUUGCCGUCGUCGUGAUGGAAACACUCGGGAAAUGAAUAAUGACCAUAGUUGACAAAGUGACAGAGGCUUCGAACACUGCAGCUUGCAAGAACCAAACCUGCAGCUCCGUGGCACCUUUCUCUGGAAUUGUCAAAGAGAAGAACAUGGAGUCAGGGGCAGCAAGUUGGGGUGCAACAUCCCCUAUUACGGAGGUACCAAAGAACAAAAUCUUAGGACCUAUGCCAGGAGCUGCUUUGUACACCAAUGCAGUGUCUCUACAAGAGAAACCGAAGCAACCAGUGCAAAAAGAUCAAAAUGUACUUGGCAGUGGUGAUGGGAUCGCACCUCCACAGAAAAUACUGUUUCCAGCGGAGAAAAUCUCCUUGAAAUGGCAACAGAUGCACAAAAUAGGAGCUGGCCUCCAAAACCUGGGCAACACCUGCUUCCUAAAUUCUGCACUGCAGUGUUUGACCUAUACGCCGCCCCUUGCAAACUACAUGCUUUCCCGGGAACAUUCUAGAACAUGUAAUGAACAAGGAUUCUGUAUGAUGUGUAUGAUGCAGAAUCAUAUCACCCAGGUCUUCUCCAGUUCUGGAAAUGUCAUCAAGCCUAUGUCUGUCAUUAACGACCUCAGACGAAUAGCAAAACAUUUUCGAUUUGGAAACCAGGAAGAUGCACACGAAUUCUUGCGUUACACUGUUGAUGCUCUCCAGAAAGCAUGUCUAAAUGGAAGCAACAAAUUGGAUAGACAAACUCAGGCUACCACAAUGAUAUAUCAAAUUUUUGGAGGUUACUUAAGGUCAAGAGUAAAAUGUUUAAACUGCAAAGGAGUUUCUGACACAUAUGAUCCAUACUUGGAUAUUGCUCUGGAAAUAAAGACUGCACCAAACAUCACAAAAGCUCUGGAACAGUUUGUAAAGCCUGAGCAGCUGGAUGGUGAAAAUGCCUACAAAUGCACCAAGUGUAAGAAAAUGGUGCCUGCUUCAAAGAGAUUCACCAUCCAUCGAGCUUCAAAUGUGCUGACACUCUCUCUGAAGCGCUUUGCAAACUUCACGGGUGGAAAGAUUACAAAGGAAGUGAGGUACUGUGAGUACUUGGAUGUUCGGCCAUAUAUGUCGCAGUCAAAUGGAGAGCCAGUUGUGUAUGUGCUUUAUGCAGUAUUGGUACAUUCAGGAUUCAGUUGCCAUGCUGGACAUUACUACUGUUAUAUCAAGGCCAGUAAUGGACAGUGGUACCAGAUGAAUGAUUCUGUUGUAUCUUCGAGUGACAUCAGAUCAGUGCUAAACCAGCAAGCCUAUGUGCUCUUUUACAUCAGAUCCCAUGACACAAAAAAUAGCUCAGAACAUUCUAAUCACCCAGGCCAGUCAUCUCCAAGGCCACCUGUCAAUCAACGAUUGGCGACCAACCAAACCAUGUCUGGUUUUAUUGGACCACAGCUCCCUCCACACAGGACCAAGAACUCAAAUCACUUAACAAAUGGAAACUGCUCCCAGAAAGAAGUCCCCAGCAGCGCAGCACCCAGUACAAGUGGAAUCAGAACCAUUUCUACUCCGCCUGGACCCUCUCAGAGUCGCUCAUUGCCUAGACCAAGUGUGAUACCUGAAUCUUCCAAAAGGCAAAAACUUUCCUUCAGUAUACAGCCUUCCAAGCAAGGGACAAGACAAGCUCAGACCCAGACCAACCUCCAUUGUAGUCCAUUGGAAAACUUGUACAAAGCUCCAUCCAGUGUUUCCCAUACUAAUAUGUCUCCGUCUACCUCAGGAACCUCAGCUACGGGAUCCCCACCCUCCGCUCCAACUGCUAUAGCCGUCACAGCUGCUAAGCCAGUAGCAUCCAACACUGCCUCUUCUCACAUAAUGGUUAAUGGUCAGUCCAAAGGGCCUUCCAGUUCUUUGGUUCCUUAUAAUGAGGAAUCUUCAGAGGACUCUGAUGAAGAACCUAAGGGCUUGAUUAAGGAAAAUGGUUAUGCGAAGACUAUGAAUGGAGCAAUUAAUGGAACUAGACCAAGUGCACAUCUCAAAGUAAACUCUGCGUCUGUAGCCACCAGUGACAGUUCCCACUCUGAGAAUCUGCCUGAGGGAGUUGCAACAAAAACUGAAGCACUUAGAGAAGUGAGCAAUCGUGGCAAGAAUCAUCAGCCCUGUGAAUCCACUGUUACUCAGGUGCAACCCGUGAAUUGUUCUGCAAAUGGUUUAUCAACUACAAAGGGAUCACCAGAUACAGCUAGUACUGUUCCUCUGAAUCCAAACACUGAAAAUAUUACGCUGAUCUCUACAAGCAGUAUAAAGCAAGAAAAAAGCUCAGAAGAGGCCAGGGGAAAUCAAAACCACUUGAUUAUGUCUUCAAAGGUCAGUUCUGCAAUAAAUCACAGUGGUGGUGGUGACGCAGACACAGUCCAUGCAUACGUGACUGACAAACCAGGAAGCUUGCUGAUCUCUCCAGUAAAAGCCACAGAUGGACCAUCCACAUCAUCCGUAGUUAAUCCUUUUAAAAGCAACAGUGAUCUUCAGAAAAAUAUCGAUGAAUGCCAUCUUGUUAACAGCAGUCCCAACAACCAGUGUCCUCUUCACGAAGUACAAGCAAUUCCAGAAAUUACUGAUGCUGAGAACCAAACUCAAGAAAGAUUAAGGCCUAGUCAGAUCAAAGAGGAGGUGCAGAUAGUUGACCACAAGACCGAUGGUCAUGUUUUUGAAAAUAAGCAAUCUAGUCAAGAUCUAGAUAAUAAGGUAGAGGAAAGGGAAAAUCACAGUAAUAAAUCUCAGUCUAAUAGCAACCAGGAAAGUAUCUUGGAAAAUGAAAGUCAGCCUAGUAAGGAAUACUGUUAUAAUAUGGGAAGGACUAAUCAAGAUGAAAACUGUUCAGCAGGAAAGGAUGAUCAUUACACCAAAAAAAAUCAGUCUGACGGGGGAACAAAUAAUCAAAACAAGAACUGGGUAGUUGAGGAAAGUAGUCAACUUAUCAAUAAAGAUCAAUCUCAAGAAGAGAGAGAACCAAAUCAAGAUAUACAGCAGAAUCCAGAGCAGCAACCAACAAAUGUAGUGAAAUCUCCUGUUAGGGACAGUUCAAAUCGAAAUAAGAACAGCAUUUCAGAACAGGACAGCACUUACAAAGAUGUGAUUCUGUCUCCAAGCAGGGUUAUGGUUGGUCUAGAGGAAAAUCGGGUUCAGAAGAAAGAGAACUCAGUUUCUGCCCUUGCAAAAUCCCGAAGUAUGGAAAGGACUAGUGUAGAAAAGAGUAGAAUUUUACAAAAAGAUAGCUAUAAGGGCGAAUCCAAUUAUAGGCACAGAUCUAGGGAACACAAAGAUAGAAGAAUGUAUCAAAAUGAAAGGGAGUUUGAAAAGUCAGCAAGUUGUAGUUACAGGAAUUGUUCCCACAAGCAGGACUUUUAUCAAGACGGGAGAAUUGAUAAAUAUAAAAGGGAUAAUGAAUGUCCAGCUGACAGACAAAACUACUGUAAUUCAAAGGCAGGAUCAUUGCUGGCUUAUCAUACUUAUCAGGAUAAGUUUUACAGGGAGAAACACAACUCAGGCUCGAAUAGAAGGACUUGGAGCAAUCAGUUUGAACAUAAUGGACUGGAACACAAAUACGAACGUAAAAGAAAACGCAGUAACAGUGAGAAUGGUGAAAGUGAUGCUGAAAGGAAAUGCAAAAAACUGUUGCGGGAUCGAUCACCUGAGGAAAGGAAAAUGAAAAAGCAUAAGAAAUCAAAGAAGAAAAAGACAUCAAAAGACAAAUACAGAAAUAGAGACCAUAGGCAACAGUCGUUAGAUAUGUCAGAAGUGAACCCUGAUAUUGAUGAACGAAAGCACAGGAAAAAGAAGAAGAAGAAGAAGAAGAAACGGCAUCACAGUGACAAAGAUGGCCAUUACCAAAAAGAGCAUCAUCAUUCCAGGAAACACCAGAGCAUGAGGUCAGCUAACACCGGUAACAAAUGGGAAAGGUUCUGUGACCCAACCCGGAGUGUCUGUUCUGAAGAUAAAAUGACGCAUGGAUGUAAACAAGCAUGUGAUGAUCAAGUGCCACAGAAAGCAAAACUUGCACAUUUGGAUAGUAAGCUGAAUGGUUCCCAUGUCCACAUCAAAGAGGAAACAUUGAAUGAGCAUAAUGGCAGUUUAAACAGACAUCUUCUGGACUGUGUUGGAUCAGGAUCUCUUUCUGACUGGUCUAGGCAGAGGAUGGAAAAUGGCAGUGAUUCACACAAACCUUAUUCAAAAUUCAAUAAAGAACACUUACGAGAAAAGCACUAUUCACAUGGUUACAAAGAAUAUGGUCCAAUAGACAACAGGAAUGAUUUGACUAGUGUUAGUUCUUUUAGGGAUACUACAAGGUGGAAGACCGGUGAAAAGAGAUGUGAAGAGCAGAAAGCCCACUAAGCUUGCAUGUAAGAGAAACUUUAAUAGAGAUGCGUGACUGGGUUAAACAAUCUCUGCAAAACGUGAAACCCUCGAAGAACUCGCACUUGACGAUCCAGAAUGUGGUGCUUUAUUCCUUGAAAUAUUGUACAGAAUUUUACCAACCGGGUGGGAAAACUUUAGUUUUCUUCUUGGGGAAAUUUUUUUUUAUUUACACAUUUAGUGAAAAAUCCGAAAUGGAUUGUUAGUUUCUGUUCCUUGAUGAACACUGUACAAAUACUGUAUAAAUAACUGUAAUUUAUAAAUGGUCACCCUGGAAUUUUUUUUUAAUAAGAUUCGAAUGCUGCUCAGCCACAGACUCAGGUUUGAUUACUACUCAUGUGUUAUGUGUAAUUUUUAGUGGUUAAAUAUCGGGUGCAAACUGGUGCAAAAAAAAAUAGGACCAGGAAAUGGCUACUUGGAAAGCAGGAAUAGUGCAACAGACUGUGAAAUCAUUGGUUUGUUUGAAUAAACCGAGCACUAAAUUUUAUUUGACGAACCCAAAGUUUUUUCAAGAACAAAGCGUUCAUAAGAGGAGAAGCAGAAUAGUUUAGACUUUUGAGAGAAAUCUUAACAGUUACUUAUCUGUACUGGGUUACUGCCUGAAACUAGAAACUUUUUUUUAACAACUUUCAAAAUGACAUGAACCUAGGAUGUCAGAUUUUGAGCAUUUUUUCCCGCUCUUAAUUUUAAAAUAAGUAAUUCAGUUAUGAAUACUUUUAUAUUUUAAUUUCUCAAGUUAUUUGUGCGACAAAAGGGCUUUAGAAUGUAAUUUUUUUUUAGCAUUACAGUUCUAAAUUGGUAUGCGCUUUGUACAACUGAACUUCUUUUAAAAUGUUUCCCAGAGCAAAACUAUACAAAAAUGUGUUUUCUUUUAACAUGUCGUUUAAUCUUGACCAUUAAAUAAGUGAACCUACUGCCCUAGUGUGAUAGCAAAGGAUUUCGGUGUAGAUUUAUGCUGGGCUUUACCUGCAAUGCAGCCUUUGCCUUUUCUUGCACAUUAGGUGCCUUCUAUCGCUUUAUUGGCCAUAAACAGUCACUUUAAAAUGUUUCUAGUUACAGACAGAAAUGGAUCCUGUAUAUUAGAUUAAAACUGAGACACACUCAAACUGUGAUACCAGCUAUUUAAACUUUGGUCCUGUAUCAGGAAAACAAGUCAAAACAAAAAUGUAAUCCGUGUGAUUCUUACAAAAAGUGUGUGUGGCUCAGAGCUGUACUGAAGUAUGUUUAAGUUGAAUUAAUUGGGUUGGUCAAGAGACUUUUUGGAUGGAUAAUCCACCAUCUGCCCAUAUUGUACUGUAGCAUGUGAAAUUUGUAGAAUGUACAAACAUGAAGUAAAACUGAAAAGAAAUGUGUAUACAA
Molecule: messenger RNA, 5738 nt
Organism: Carcharodon carcharias (great white shark)
Lineage: Eukaryota; Metazoa; Chordata; Chondrichthyes; Lamniformes; Lamnidae
Gene: usp42
Product: ubiquitin specific peptidase 42
Exons: 20
Coding region: 45-4358 (1437 amino acids)
Biological process (GO): protein deubiquitination; regulation of apoptotic process
Cellular component (GO): cytosol; nucleus
Molecular function (GO): cysteine-type deubiquitinase activity; cysteine-type endopeptidase activity
Source: RefSeq, a predicted model, not a curated record